AUUUCAAGUCUCCUAACAUGUUGCAAAGUGUUUUCAAUUUCAUAUAAAGACUUUAAGGACCACACGAACGCAACGCAGUGUAAAUUAUUCAAUCCUACAGUUUCAAUGGAUAGUCCAGUUUCCACCCACACCAGGCUACACGCGCCAAGGGAAGAAAACUUCCGGUGGGCCGAGCCACAGCUCCCCAACACAGCGGCCUCGCUGGCCUUAAUCGAUUGCUUCUGCCUGGGCAGUGCGCGUGACGCGGUGGUCCCGCCCCGAUCUACUGCUUCUGUCUGGCCCGGUCUCCAAGGCGGGAAAGAAGUUUCAAUACGGCCAGAGAGCCGCAGCGACCGGCCCAACCCUAACUAUCUUGCGCUGCCUUCUCCUCCUCAUUUUACACCCCGGACUCCCUGAAAUUACCAGAACCACGCGAGUGGAAGCAUAGAAUCUCAAGUCGCCGCCAUGUCCGAAGCUUAUUUCCGGGUGGAGUCGGGCGCGCUGGGGCCUGAGGAGAACUUUCUUUCUUUGGACGACAUCCUGAUGUCCCACGAGAAGCUCCCGGUGCGCACAGAGACCCCCAUUCCCCGCCUCGGCACUUUCUUCCUGGAGCGGAGUGCAGGCCCCGAGGGCGACAACGCGAUUCCUCAGGGCUCGAAGCUUGAACUCCCCUUGUGGCUGGCCAAAGGACUUUUUGACAACAAGCGACGGAUCCUUUCUGUGGAACUGCCCAAGAUCUACCAAGAGGGCUGGAGGACCGUGUUCCGUGCAGACGCCAAUGUGGUGGACCUCCACAAAAUGGGGCCACAUUUCUAUGGGUUUGGCUCCCAACUCCUGCAUUUUGACAGUCCUGAGAAUGCAGAUAUUUCCCAGUCUCUGCUGCAGACAUUUAUUGGACGUUUUCGCCGCAUCAUGGACUCCUCCCAGAAUGCUUACAAUGAGGACACCUCAGCACUGGUAGCCAGGCUAGAUGAGAUGGAAAGGGACUUAUUUCAAACAGGGCAAAAAGGACUGAAUGACUUCCAGUGUUGGGAGAAGGGACAGGCUUCUCAGAUCACAGCGUCCAGCCUUGUUCAGAAUUACAAGAAAAGAAAACUCUCUGACAUGGAAAACUGAAGGCUGGGAGAAUGCAGAAUCACGCCUGUUGAUGUAUCCCUUUUAGGUCCUUGAAAGGAGCUGGUUGACCUUGUCAUAACCAGAAUCAUGCCCCAUUUCAUGGCUUAUUUCAGCAGCAGUCUCAGGAGUGGUACCAUCUAGCUGGGAAUGGAUGGUUGUGCUGGAGGAUGUCCUCAACCCUGUGAGUCUACCAGGACUAUCCCACUCUGCUGACACACAGCCUAGGCCUUACUAUCCAGAACCCAUAGCGGAGGAGGAAUCAGGGAAAUAAGAAUCAUUGAUGAAUACAUCGCAGCAGAGCUGAAACAGAGGUUCCUGUGUCUGGGAGUCUGGACAACCUCAGUUGUCCAUUUUCAUUAGCUGCAAAGGACAGGCACAAAUUGGAUCAUCUUCACCUUCACAAAAGGCUCUCUUGAGUUUAUGUACCUCAUCUUCCUGUGGUUGUACAACAGACAGCAUCCCCAUGAUGCAGGCCUGACUGGUCAAUAUCUCCUGCCACUCGCUUGUGGGGAGUUAUUCCAAUUUCCAAAAACAGUUCCUAAGUGUGUGGGGAGAAAAAGGAGAGGCAGAUGAAUAGUAUGGCUUUGACUAAGAAGACAUUGCUUUCACAUUCUGUAAUCUGGACUUUAUGAGAUGGAAUUCAUGAAACUGUGGUCAGCCUAGGGUGGAAAUCGUUCAACAUAGCUUCUUUUUGUCUGAGAUCCAUAGAAUACCCGCACACUCACUCCAUUCCCUGUCUAGAAAAGCUGUCAGGGAGUCGUGUGGAACUGCAAAGUAGUUAUUAAGGGGUGUUAACCAGCCAUUAUUACAUCUGGAAAUCGACACUUGAGCUUGUGGGUUGUGAAGAUCUGUGUCUGAGAAACUCCACAUGGCAGAUAAAAGCCAGCUAGAGACCUUGAUUAUAUAUUUCCUCGUCAGUAAAGUUUGCAGCAUUAUUGCAGGAUCCCAGCCAUUUACAGAAAAAAAUGUUUAAGCAAACAAAACUUCACCUGGAGAUCGAGGAGGCUGCCUCAGGCUGAGUAGGAGUCAGCAUUUCCUGGGACCCGUUGGACUAUGUGAAAGGCUGUUCACCCCACACCACUGCUCCCCACCUCCGAUACUCCACACUAAAGAAAAAUGUCUUUGUUGUUGGAAAUUGUGGAGCGAUUUGGGUAUCCAGAUGGUGCAGAUAUCAAUACAAACUUAGAAUGACAGAAAUGCUUUUAAAAUGGCUGUUUGAAGAUGGAACUGGUGUUUUUAUCACUCGAUUUUAGUGCUAGAUAAUGAGUGGCUUGGCACGUAUAUACGUUUUGUACAAGUUCUAGUUCUGUAACUCUGGUACUGCAGAUGAUUGGCAGAGCUAUCGGAAUUUUGUCUUUGGUCGUAUUUGACCAUAAUUCCCAAAUAAAUCCAUGUUUUAGCAAUCAGUAUUUUGUUCAUAUAAUAUGCAUAAAUAUGAGUACAUUCUCUGUAGGAAACUACUGUGUCCUUGAAACGUGAGACUUCUGUUUCUUCCAUAGCACCUGGACAUAGCCGAAGCCCCGAAAACAAUUCAGAGUGAGAAAAGCACAUUACUUACGUUUGGCAUUACUGUUUUCACAGAUAGCUUUGUAUUAGGUUGUCAGAAAAAUCAUGACACAUUUUUGCAUAGAGAAACAAAACAAUGUCAUGGCUUUUCUGACAACUCAAUAUUUAAAGUUAAUCCUAAAUUUUUUUUCUCUUAAAAAAAAAAAUGUCUGCAGGGACCACAUACUAGAGCUAUAUGUAUGUGGACCUACCUUCAAAUCAUUUGCAGGAUCUGGCCUCCACCUCCACAUGUCCGUGGUGUCACUGGGCCCAGGCCCAAGCGACCACCAUUUCUUUUCCAGAUUAAUAAGGUUAACUCCUAAUUGCCUCCCUGCCUUCACCUCCACCCCAUGUUCAUAGCAGCCAAUGUAGUCUUGUUCAAAAACAUCAGCUCUCGGGUCCAGAUAGCUGGUGCAGUGGUAAAACAUGAUGCUCUGUGAGGGUGACCCACGUGGAAAGGUUCCAGGUUUACGUCUGUAAAGCCCCCUGGCCAUGCCAGGCAUGCAUGCCCAUGAUUCAGAGCUGUUUGGGGGUGGGAGUGGAUGAUGGCAUC
Tupaia belangeri chinensis (Chinese tree shrew) is the source of this 3193-nucleotide messenger RNA. It is a transcript of the gene GINS3, whose product is annotated as GINS complex subunit 3. The record is from RefSeq and is a predicted model, not a curated record. Gene Ontology annotation, cellular component: GINS complex. The transcript has 3 exons. Bases 445 to 1095 code for a protein of 216 amino acids. Gene Ontology annotation, biological process: mitotic DNA replication initiation. Lineage: Eukaryota; Metazoa; Chordata; Mammalia; Scandentia; Tupaiidae.